GGCGAUCAGAGGAGACUUCACAAACAGUAGCCGGUGCCCCGCAGUAGGAAGAGCAGCCCACCCGGUGCAGCUCCCGCGCAGCACAGCCAGAGCCGCUGAGGAUGCACUGCAGCGCCUGAGAUCCACAGCACUUUAAUCUGUUACAAGGAUGAAUGAAUGCACAUCAUUGUUACUGUUUGAAUCCCUUUCAUGCAGAAAGGAGAGCUGACCUAACUUCAAAUAUGUGACUCAUGGCUCCUCCAGCAAAAAGAUCAGGAGCAGUUUCUGGGUCAGUGCAAGAGCCCCACUGGAUGUGAAGAAGAUGAAGAUGGGAGGAACCUGGCUGGGUCUGCCAGUUGGACAGCACUUGAUUGAUCUGGGACACAAGCACUUUUCAAACACAUGGAGAAACAUGAUGUAUUUCAGAAAAUUCAGGCUGAUUGUUUGCCUUAUAGGGCUCAGCUGUGCUGGCCUCUGGUUUUUUUACGAUUUGACUGAAUUCUGUAUAUUCUGUGAAAACAGCCAAGAUUACAUAUUCCCCAUAGAGACUUUCAGGAGAAUCGAAGGCAACUUCUUGCAGCUCCCAGAUGCAGAUUGCCAGAAGAACCCACCUUUCCUCGUCCUGCUUGUGACAUCCUCGUACCACCACAUUGAUGCCAGGAUGGCCAUCCGGCAAACCUGGGGGAAGGAGAGAACAGUGGCUGGCAAGCGCCUGGUGACAUAUUUCCUCCUGGGAAGCACUGUGAAUAUGAGGCAGCAGGCUGAUAUCACUGCUGAAAGCCAAAAGUACAAAGACAUUAUUCAAAAGAAUUUUACAGACACAUAUUACAAUUUGACUUUGAAGACCAUGAUGGGAAUUGAAUGGAUUCACAGAUUUUGUAACCAGUCCAGCUUUGUGAUGAAAACUGACACAGAUGUGUUUGUCAAUGUUUUUUACCUCACUGAGCUUCUUCUAAGGAAAAAGAGGACCACUAGGUUCUUCACAGGCUUUUUAAAACUGCAUGAGUUCCCCAUACGGAGAAGAAGGAGUAAGUGGUAUGUGAGUAAAGAGGAGUAUCCGAGAAAGACCUACCCGCCGUUUUGUUCUGGGACUGGCUAUGUUUUAUCCACUGAUGUUGCUAGUCAGAUCUAUAAUGUUUCAGAGAGCAUUUCGUUCAUUAAACUGGAGGAUGUCUUCAUAGGACUGUGCCUUGCCAAACUAAAAAUUCACCUGGAGGAGCUUCAUUCAGAGCAGACGUUUUUCCCAGAGAGGAUUAUGUUCUCUGUUUCUCGCUUUAAGAAAAUUGUGAUGUGCCAUGAAGUAGAACCAUCUGAGCAGUUGAGCUACUGGAAUCGCUUAGUGACAGAAACCCAUGGAUGAGUGCUCUAGCAUCUUCCCUGCUCAACUAGGAAACUGAAAUGCUCCACUUUAACAGGGCUUCUCUCGAGUCCAGCACAACUCCCAAUUAACUCUAGAUCCAUCAUGUUACAGAGUUUUUAAAUGGUUAUUUUAAUCUCCAUUUCUGCCCAACAACAUUCAAAACUCUCAUCUCCCAUUCACACUCACCUCUUUGCAUCCCUUCUCUACAGAAGUUACUGUUACUUUCUGAAAGGUGCAGGCCUGCAAAUCUGGCCUCCAAAUGCUGCUGCUACAGGGCUGGGGACAAUUCUGCAGCACCAAAAUGAAAGUCAAAGUACUUCUGUUCAGAGAAGAAAAUCUGCAUUCUCUCCUGGCCCCCCUUGACAGGUUCCUGCAUUUGCACCUAGCUGUGCAGGCAUUUAAGAAAAGGUGUUUGUAGCUGUCAGGAUGUUCCCCUCCUGGCAUAGGGAACUGCAGCCCUGCCUUUGCAGCCAGCUCCGAGUGGGCAGGACUGUGUAGUGGCACAGAUCCAUUCUUCACUCUACCAUUUUUUUUUGCACAAAUGGAACAAUUUGCCACACAGGACAGCCUUAGGUACUGCAGGUCACCCAGUGAAUGUGUAAGGCAUCUGCAUCUGUUUCCCUGUACAUACCUCCUGCUGAAAUUAUAUGUUGUAGAGCUGGAUCCAUGCUCAGUGGAGAGUGUCCUGGUCUUUCUAUUAAAAUAGGCACUGGAGACAUCUUUUA
Molecule: messenger RNA, 2064 nt
Organism: Neopsephotus bourkii (Bourke's parrot)
Lineage: Eukaryota; Metazoa; Chordata; Aves; Psittaciformes; Psittacidae
Gene: B3GALT5
Product: beta-1,3-galactosyltransferase 5
Exons: 4
Coding region: 302-1339 (345 amino acids)
Cellular component (GO): membrane
Molecular function (GO): N-acetyl-beta-D-glucosaminide beta-(1,3)-galactosyltransferase activity
Source: RefSeq, a predicted model, not a curated record